Hemibagrus wyckioides is the source of this 4009-nucleotide messenger RNA. RefSeq names its product glycerol-3-phosphate dehydrogenase 2 (mitochondrial) (gene gpd2). Gene Ontology annotation, molecular function: glycerol-3-phosphate dehydrogenase (quinone) activity; calcium ion binding. Gene Ontology annotation, biological process: glycerol-3-phosphate metabolic process. Gene Ontology annotation, cellular component: mitochondrion; glycerol-3-phosphate dehydrogenase (FAD) complex. The record is from RefSeq and is a predicted model, not a curated record. NCBI's taxonomy places the organism in Eukaryota, Metazoa, Chordata, Actinopteri, Siluriformes, Bagridae. The coding region runs from base 144 to 2324 and encodes 726 amino acids. The transcript is spliced from 17 exons.
GAUUGGUUCUUCCUCGUGUCUGUCAAAGCCGAGGCGUGCUCGCGUGUGUUACUUCCUGGAUCGGAUAAGAAAAAGAGCGAAAGGACCGCUGCCCUGCUUUCAGCUAUCUAUGCUUCAUUUAUUCAUUUCGUCUAAAAGGACUAAUGGCGUUUCGGAAAGCAGUGAAAGGAACCCUGAUAGGGGGCGGAGCCAUAGCUACAGCCUUUGGCCUAUCACAUUUCAUUGAAUACAGGAGGAAUCAGGCUCGGCUGGCCUACGUGGAGGCAGAAGGCCAGCUGAAGAUGGCGUUUGAGGACAGACUGCCCACACGCGAGGAACAGCUGGCCACGCUGCAGGACACGCCCGAAUUCGACGUGCUGGUGGUGGGGGGCGGAGCCACGGGAUCAGGAUGCGCUCUAGACGCCGUGACGCGCAAUCUGAAGACGGCCCUGGUGGAGAGGAGCGAUUUCUCCUCCGGCACCAGUAGCAGGAGCACCAAGCUGAUCCACGGAGGAGUGCGCUAUCUGCAGAAGGCCAUCAUGAAGCUAGAUUAUGAACAGUACAUGAUGGUGAAGGAGGCUCUACACGAGCGCGCUAACCUUCUGGAAAUCGCUCCUCACCUGUCCGCUCCAUUACCCAUCAUGCUCCCUGUGUACAAGUGGUGGCAGCUGCCGUAUUACUGGGCCGGGAUAAAGAUGUACGACCUGGUGGCUGGAACCCACUGCCUGAAGAGCAGCUACAUCCUGAGCAAGAGCAAAGCGCUGGAGCUCUUCCCCAUGCUGAAGAAGGACAAGCUGGUCGGAGCCAUCGUCUACUACGAUGGUCAGCACAACGAUUCACGCAUGAAUUUAGCGAUCGCUCUGACGGCUGCUCGCUACGGCGCCGCUAUCGCUAACUACACAGAGGUGACGCAGCUGCUGAAGGCUACAGACCCGCUCACGGGUAAAGAGAAAGUGUGUGGAGCGCGCUGCCGAGACGUGAUCACCGGCCGCGAGUUUAACGUUCGCGCCAAGUGCGUCAUCAACGCCACGGGCCCCUUCACCGACUCACUGCGCAAAAUGGACAGCGAGAAGACGGCUAACAUCUGCCAGCCGAGCGCCGGCGUCCACAUCGUCAUCCCCGGAUACUACAGCCCUGACAACAUGGGGCUUUUGGAUCCCGCCACCAGCGACGGGCGCGUCAUCUUCUUCCUGCCCUGGGAGAAAAUGACUAUCGCCGGGACGACGGACACGCCCACCGACGUGACGGCCCACCCCAUCCCCAUGGAGGAGGACAUCAACUUCAUCCUGAGCGAGGUCCGGCACUACCUCAGCCCCGAUGUGGAAGUGAGGAGAGGAGAUGUCCUGGCAGCCUGGAGCGGCAUCCGUCCACUGGUCACUGACCCCAACUCUAAAGACACCCAGUCCAUCUGCCGCAACCACGUCGUCAACAUCAGCGAGAGCGGCCUGGUCACCAUCGCCGGUGGGAAGUGGACCACAUAUCGCUCGAUGGCUGAGGAGACCCUGGACGCCGCUAUAAAAGAGCACAAGCUUCACGCCGGACCGAACAGAACCGUGGGUCUGAUGCUGGAUGGAGGGAAGGACUGGACCCCAACCCUCUACAUCAGACUGGUCCAGGACUACGGUCUGGAGAAUGAGGUCGCUCAGCACCUCGCUGCUACCUACGGAGGAAGGGCCUUUGAAGUCGCCAGGAUGGCCCAGGUCACAGGAAAGAGAUGGCCCAUAGUGGGAAAACGCCUCGUGUCUGAAUUCCCUUACAUCGAGAGUGAGGUGAUAUACAGCAUUAAGGAGUACGCCUGCACAGCCAUUGACAUGAUCUCUCGGAGGACACGGCUGGGGUUCCUGAACGUCCAGGCUGCUGAUGAAGCUCUUCCACGCAUCGUGGAGAUCAUGGCCAAGGAGCUGAAGUGGAGCGAGGAGAAGAAGAAAGAGGAACUGGAAGCAGCUAAACAGUUUCUGUACCAGGAGAUGGGCUACAGAGCUCGCUCCGAACAGCUCACCAAGACAUCCGAGAUCUCGCUCACGCCUGAGCAAGUGGCCAGAUAUAAGAAGCGUUUCUACAAAUUUGACAAAGAGAGCAAAGGCUUCAUUACUACUUUAGAUGUCCAGCAGGUUCUUGAGAAAUUGAGCGUUCAGAUUGACGAGAACUCCCUCCACGAGAUCCUCAACGAGGUGGACCUGAACAAAAACGGACAGGUGGAACUGGACGAGUUUCUGCAGCUCAUGAGCGCCGUUCAGAGGGGACAGAUCUCCGACAGCCGAUUGGCCAUCCUGAUGAAGACAGCAGAGGAAGGCUUGGACUCCAGAGGACCUGUGUCUGUGGACCGCAGUGGUGGAGGAGUGUGAAGCCUGAGAUCUUCAACCAGGGCUACAUGACUGAAAGUCAAAGAUUUUUCAAAAUAUAUAUUAUCAUUGAUAUAACUGUUUUUAGGUUGGCAGGGAAUUUAUUUAAAGCUUUUUUUUUUUUUUUUUACAGUAAAACUUUCCGAUUUUUCUCUUAAUCAUUGAGGGAGAUCAUUACUUGAGAGUGUGUGUGCAUGUGAUGGAAAGACGUCACCGUAAACUGACAAAACCAAUCAGAUAUAAGAAGCGAGUCUGAAACCAAACUAACGUCGUAACUUCUAGCUCAGCCGAGUUCAUCAGUCGGUACUUGGACCCCUUAAUCACUGCUAAAUUUAUUCCUAACUAUUCAGCAGUAACACAAGCAUGAAAGUUAAAAGCACUGAUGCUGUAAAAGAAGUCGCCUGCUACUGUAUCUCAUGACACCAAACCUGACACUAAAACCAUCUGUCAUAUCAACAAAGUACAUCACUCGGUGCUUGGACCCCUUAAUCGCUGUCCAGCCUCCUCGAGUAAAUUUUGAGCUGAAAGAAAUUGCGAGUGUAUGAGUGUGUGGAUCACUGUGUCAUACCGUACGUUAACAAAUGAUGUGUAAUAAGCACGACAUCCUGCCGUGUCGUGUUGCUGUAUGAUGCCCGGUCGCGGAUGCAUGCUGUGCCAUUAUUCUUCCUCGCUAGAUAGCAUGACCGGUGUGUGAUGCCUAGCGCCCUCGCACCUUUAUUAUAGUUUUCUUUCGCUGUGCCAUGGGUGUGAUUGCACAAGGACACAGUAUGUUUGCAUGAGUCCAGCUGAGGGCCGAGCUACUGUGAUGCACUUGUCUUCUCCUCCUCCUCGUCCUGUUCAAGUUUACACUCCGCUGCACAAUUGUACACAUGCACUGAUUCUGAUUCUGAUUCUGAUUCUGAUACUGAUUCUCCAGCACUCCUGCCAUUUCACGGCUCCAUCGACUUUUUCUAAUAGAACAGUCGAAAUAUGGAACCACGUGAAAGUGACGGGUCCAUGAUUUAUUGCUUGGACCCCGUAAUCGCUUCUUGCUAGCCCUGUAGUAUUCACUUGUGAUAAUUAAUUUUUGUAAUAAUGUAAUUUUCUUUUUUUUCUUUUUUUUUGCACUUUUUAUGAUAUUUUAUUUUUCUCGCUUGAAUACGCACAAUGUUUUUGGUCUAGUUUCAUUCAAUCAACAAAGGAAAUCCUUUUAACGACUUGUUAUUGUUUAUGCGAUUCAUUCAUAUUAAAGUAAAGUAUUUAUUAUUAUUAUUAUUAUCAUAGACGUUACAGACAGUGUGCUCCUGCAGCCUUUCGGAUGUAUUAACUUUAAACAUUUAUAAAUAAUAUAUUUAACGUGCCUUGUUUUCUAUCAACUUAACACUGUAAACAAUCGAAUAUUUUCAUUUCCUUGUGUAUUGUUAUUAUUAUUAUUAUUAUUAUUAUUAUUAUUAUUAUUAUUAUUAUUAUUAUUAUUCAGACGUUUUUUUCUGCCCUGAUCUCCGGACACGGUGUCGUGCGACAGAUGUUCCAGCAUCAGCAUGCGAUACAGUAGGAGAUAAUUGUCUUGAUUUUGUCGUGUAUCGAAUGUUGUGGUUGGAUGAAAUUUCACUCAGAUGGAAGAGACUGGAAGAUGGAGAUGCGUUUAAAUAAAAAAAAAAGACUCUGCAACACCUGAGAAAUGGAAAUAAACAUAAUUAAACAUAAUU